GCGCUGCCUAAUAGGCUAAAAGCUCGUUGCACUGCUACUACGCUCUUCCUUCAAAAAGUACAGGCAGUAGUUCCAUGCUUGAACCUUGGCAUCUUUUCCUUGAUGUUCUAGUUGUAAAGAAUGCCUAUCCGUGCCCAUUGUACCAUUUGUUCUGAUUUCUUUGACAACGAGAGAGAUAUUGCGGCUAUUCACUGUGGACACACCUUCCACUACUUGUGCCUUAUCCAGUGGUUUGACACAGCACCAAGUCGGACUUGUCCACAAUGCCGAAUCCAGGUUGGCAAACGACACAUCAUCAAUAAAUUGUUCUUUGAUGUUGCCCUGGAGGAACCGCUGCAACAGGAUGCAGAAAGUCUGCAGAAUGAACUGGACAAGGUGAAAGCCCAGUUAUGUCUGAAAGAGAGGGAGAAGAGAAAUUGCCAGUCUAUUGUGAAUUCACUAAGGGAGACUUUAGAUGUUCGUAAUGCCACCAUUGAAUCACUUCAGAAAGGUGCAUCUGAGAUGGAGAUGCUGUGUUCUACACUUAAGAAACAAAUGAAAUAUCUGGAGCAGGAGCAGGUAGAUGCAAAGAGUGCAAAAGAGGAGGUCCGAAGACUGAGAAAUAAACUGAAAACUAUGGAGAGAAUUGAGACACUGCUACAGGCUCAGCGUCCCGAGGUGGAAGAGAUGAUUCGUGAAAUGGGAGCAGGGCAGGCAGCAAUAGAACAACUUGCAGUCUACUGCAUCUCACUCAAAAAAGAAUAUGAGAAUCUGAAGGAAUCUCAGAAAGCAUCAUUUGAUACAAAGGAGAAGCUAAGGAAAGAGUUGUUCUCUGCUAAUCACAAGCUGCAGAACACUGUUCUAGAGUUGGAGAAAACAGUAGAGGAAUUGAGAAGCACCCAGACAGAUCUAAGAAAUGCAGAUAAAGAGAUAAUGAGUUUGAAAAGGAAGAUAGAAAUCUUGCAAGAUACUUUAAAAGUGCCAUCAGUAACGAGUGAAGCACUCAGCCGACUCAUAUCUGAAAGCCCUGCUCCUCUAGAACUGCUAAACCCAAAGCUCCAUCGGCCUCUUCAUAGUGAUGAAAUUGACUUGAAUGCUACUUUUGAUGUGGAGACACCAAAACAUCAGCUGUACAAGACAGCCCAUGCUCCUGCCAAAAAACUCAAACUAGAUAAAAAGUUGGCACCUGUGACAAAUUUAUCAAGAGUUCUGAAAGAAGCAAUGGAGAACCCAGGUGAGGCAGAUGAUGAAAAUCUAGAAGAUCUUUUACCUGCUUUCAUCAGAAACUCAGUUCUGUCCAAGAAGCCACCUGUAAAUGGCACGCUCAUGCCACAGAGGAACACAGGAAUAAUAAGAACUGGAUAUGAUGGCCUUGGAGGCAGAACCAAGUUCAUUCAGCCUAGUAUCACAGCAGAGAUUCAUCCCCUGCCUGUGAAGUACAAGAAAAGAACCACUGCUAAGCAAACAACAGCAAUGUCUUCUGCUUCCAGUAUUAGUCAGACUAAACUAGACAAUUUCCUUAAGUAACCAUGGAUCUCCUAAAUUAGACAUAGAUCAUUGGAGAUGACGUGCUUACCCCAGGGAGCCAGAACAAAUGCACGGUGGACAGCUUUGUGUUCAUCUGGCUCUUUAUUCUUUUCUGCAGAUUCUACAUGCAGGAUGGACUUUGCUCUGUUGCCAGCCUUUAAUGAGGGGAAAGACUGAAAAGGGCUGGUUUCAAAAUCCCUUCCAGUGUUGCUGCUUUGGAGGCUACUGCUCUGUAUUCUACUCAUAGGAAAUCAUGGGGGGCCUAGCUCCUGAAACUUUGGCAGUGACAAAGUAAUGCUAUCAUAGAUCAUUUGGAAAUAAUCUGUUUCCUAAAGGGCACAUGCAGCUGUUAGCUUCUGUGCCACUGACGUCUUUAUGUUUUAUAUAAGGAGAGAAUUCUGUCUGCACCUAUCAAUAUGUUUUUGCCUGUAUUUUUCAUUUGAGUCUUGUCCUAGAUGAUCUGCUUCCUAUAUCUGGGAGUUAGCUGCUUCUCUCAGAAUAAUUUAUUUCUUGUUUGGGAGUGUGGGAAGGCAUAUGGAUAGAAUUUUCCAGAGUAAGCCUUAGGAUUUCCUUUGAAAAUAGGAACAUUUCAGCUAUUCUUCAAGACUGGAAAUAUUAGGCUCUUAGUAGUUAUUGCUGUAUCUUUGACACAAACCACUUUUGAGCAUAAUAUUCCCAGUUAAAUAUAUCUAUAACAUGCAGAGUUUUUCUAGGUGAAACCAACUUAGUAAGAAAUCAACUUAUUUUGUCUUUGCAUUAAGAGACUAGCAUAAGAGUCUCUUGGCUUAGUUAGCCUAGUAUUUCAAGUCUUAGGGAAUUUUGCCCAAAGGCUUUUGCUCAAUAUCUCCCACCUGAACCCAGAGUUAAAUAGGCCACAAACUUACUAGAAUAAGGGAAAGACUGGACAGAAUUUCCUCUUGGAGCUUCUGAUUGAAAACAUAAACUUCAUACUG
Varanus komodoensis (Komodo dragon) is the source of this 2459-nucleotide messenger RNA. RefSeq names its product TRAF interacting protein (gene TRAIP). The coding region runs from base 121 to 1506 and encodes 461 amino acids. The transcript has 16 exons. The record is from RefSeq and is a predicted model, not a curated record. NCBI's taxonomy places the organism in Eukaryota, Metazoa, Chordata, Lepidosauria, Squamata, Varanidae.